GGACCGCUCUUCUCGGCAUCGCAAACAGCUCUUCUCAGAAUCGUCCGGUUGUUGGUGCGUUCAUUUUCUGGCAAUUACUUCUCGAGCAAUGUGUGGCGGAGGAUUGCUUAUUACGGCCCGUGGCAUGAUCUGGUUUACGGUCACACUGUUCGCUUGCAUGACCUUGCUGGCGGCGAUCGUGCUACCCAAAUGGCUCAUCGGACCGGAACAAAUCCCGAUCGAGAACGUCGACGGCAACUUUACCAUCUACCGGCAGCCGUCGGUCGGCAUCUACAACAGAUGCAAGCGGAUGGGCCACGCGGAGUACAACUGCGGCAAUUUUGAUCUGUACGGGUUGGCCACGGAUCCGAGCAUUUUUCCCGUGCCCUGGAAAUUCACCAUGACGCUGAUGUGCGUGGGAACGAUCCUGCUCAGCAUGACGCUCCUUGGCACGCUCACGACCUUUUUCCGGGUGCGCACGUUCUGUGGCCGCAGUGUGUUCAAGCUUAUGGGCAUCUUUCAGGGUGUGGCCGCCAUGAUGGUGCUGUGCGGAUUUCUCAUCUAUCCCCUCGGGUGGUCCGAACCGCGCGUGAAAACCCUUUGCGGCUUGGAUGCCGAGGCGUACUUUCCGUCCGACUGCCGUCUCGGAGAGGCCCUUUACUUUGGAGCCGCCGGCGUUAUGCUCUCUUUCGCCAGUGCCGUUGCGAGCUCCAAAGCGGAAUCCGCCUACUACAGUGUCAAGGCUCAGCAGCGCAUCGAGGAGGGACAUGUGCUCGUGUGUGUGCCCUAACUCGGCCAGCGGAAGACGGCCAUAUUCAGCAUGAGAAUCUCAACAAGAGUGUGACUUUAUUCAGAUCUUUCACUAUCUCAUUUGUGGCAACUGUACUACUUAGCUGUUAAGCGGAUUUGGAUCUGGUUUUACGUGGCGGACUUGCGAGGUUUUAGGUAGGGUUGAAAUUGGUUCCCCAGUGAAGAAUUCUUUCCAGUGCCAGUAAGCAAUUAUUAAACAUUCGCAUUUAUUCAUGUAGCAUUAAAUGACAACGGGAAGGAGCGGCCAAUUGUUCGCCACUUCCCGCCCUUUCUUUCGAAUAAAAACUACUUUUUCAUUGUCAGUGUAACUAA
Messenger RNA from Anopheles cruzii, 1101 nucleotides. RefSeq names its product LHFPL tetraspan subfamily member 2 protein. The record is from RefSeq and is a predicted model, not a curated record. The coding region runs from base 89 to 769 and encodes 226 amino acids. The transcript is spliced from 2 exons. Lineage: Eukaryota; Metazoa; Arthropoda; Insecta; Diptera; Culicidae. Gene Ontology annotation, cellular component: membrane.